GUAGUUAUCCGUGACUGCCUGGUAGAGCUUAGCUGAGCCCGCCUAUACAAUACUCUUAUCUCGCAUGUAUAACGGUUUUACUGAGAAAUUAAAUACAUCCCUGAAAUGGCCGGAAGCGCUGGAGAAUGGUGUUUGAUGGAAAGUGACCCAGGGGUUUUCACAGAACUGAUAAAAGGAUUUGGAUGUAAAGGUGCGCAGGUGGAGGAGAUAUGGAGUAUGGAACCAGAAAAUUUUGAGAAUCUGAAACCUGUUCACGGACUGAUUUUCCUUUUCAAGUGGCAGCCUGGUGAAGAGCCAGCUGGAUCAAUUGUUCAAGAUUCAAGACUUGACCACAUAUUCUUUGCCAAACAGGUCAUAAACAAUGCCUGUGCAACCCAGGCAAUUGUCAGUGUGUUAUUAAAUUGCACACAUCAAGAUGUACUCCUUGGAGAUACAUUGGCAGAGUUCAAAGAGUUCUCCUUAAGCUUUGAUGCUGCUAUGAAAGGCUUGGCUCUGAGCAAUUCUGAAGUAAUUCGUCAAGUCCACAAUGGUUUUGCCAGACAACAGAUGUUUGAGUUUGAUGCAAAGUCAUCCGCAAAAGAUGAAGAUGCCUUCCAUUUUGUGAGCUAUGUCCCUGUCAACGGCAGACUCUAUGAGCUGGAUGGCCUCCGUGAGGGACCAAUAGACCUUGGCGUAUGUAAUCAAGAUGACUGGAUUAAUGCAGUGCGACCUGUCAUUGAGAAAAGAAUACAGAAGUACAGUGAAGGAGAAAUCCGCUUCAAUCUUAUGGCCAUAGUUUCAGAUCGUAAAAUGAUCUUUGAGCGCAAGAUCACAGAACUACAGGCCCAGCUGACAGAGGAAGAACCUAUGGACACUGACCAGAGCAGCAACCUGUUCAGCUCCAUCCAGUCAGAGAUCGCUAAGUACCAGCUCCUGAUUGAAGAGGAGAACCAGAAACUGAAGAGAUACAAAAUUGAAAACAUCCGAAGGAAGCACAACUAUUUGCCUUUCAUUAUGGAACUACUGAAGACACUGGCAGAGUAUCAGCAGUUGAUACCCUUGGUGGAAAAAGCAAAGGAAAAACAAAGUGCCAAAAAAAUCCAAGAGGCAAAGUGAUGUCUCGCCCCCAUCAUCAUGUCACGUUUGUUUGUGUGAGUGUGUGUGUGUGUUUGCGUGCAAGUGUGUAAGUGUGUAUGUGAGUGUGUGUGUGUGCGCAUAUGUCUUAAGAGAGUGGUUGAGUUAAUAACACCCUACCAGUUCACUCUCCCAUUCCCUGUGAGCCCCCCCCCCACUGCCCCAACCAUCAACCAUCUACCCAACACUAGUACAGGGAGUAGGACAAGCACUCUGGACGGUCACAGUCAUUCUCACCUUAAUGUUCAUCCACCGCAAAUGUAUGCAUGCCAGAAAGAAAGAUAAUAAACCUGUAUUAUUUUCAUAUGAA
Messenger RNA from Sardina pilchardus (European sardine), 1423 nucleotides. It is a transcript of the gene uchl5, whose product is annotated as ubiquitin carboxyl-terminal hydrolase L5. Bases 106 to 1095 code for a protein of 329 amino acids. The transcript is spliced from 11 exons. Gene Ontology annotation, molecular function: cysteine-type deubiquitinase activity; proteasome binding. The record is from RefSeq and is a predicted model, not a curated record. NCBI's taxonomy places the organism in Eukaryota, Metazoa, Chordata, Actinopteri, Clupeiformes, Clupeidae. Gene Ontology annotation, biological process: protein deubiquitination; ubiquitin-dependent protein catabolic process. Gene Ontology annotation, cellular component: Ino80 complex; cytoplasm.